Messenger RNA from Rattus norvegicus (Norway rat), 429 nucleotides. NCBI's taxonomy places the organism in Eukaryota, Metazoa, Chordata, Mammalia, Rodentia, Muridae. The record is from RefSeq and is a predicted model, not a curated record.
AUGGAAGCUUCGGGCGUAGGCCACUUCUUCCAUGAAUUGGCCAAGGAGAAGCGCGAGGGCACAGAGGGCACAGAGCAUCUCAAGUCAAAGACUGAUUGCGGGGUUACACUCUUCCAGGGUGUGCAGAAGCUGUCUCAAGAUGAAUGGGGUACAACCCCGGUUGCCAUAGAAGCUGCAUUGACCCUCAAGAAGAACCUGAACCAGGCCCUCUUGAUUCUGUAUGCCCUGGGUUCUGCCCACACAGGCCCUCAUCUCUGUGACUUCUUGGAAAGCCACUUCCUGGAUAAGCAGGUGAAGCUCAUCAAUAAGAUGGGCAACCACUUAACCAACCUCCCUAGGCUAGCAGGGUCUCAACCAGCACAGACUGGCAUGCACCAGGUAUCUCUGGGCGAGUAUCUCUUUGAGAGUCUCACUCUCAAGCACAACUAG